Salarias fasciatus (jewelled blenny) is the source of this 3607-nucleotide messenger RNA. RefSeq names its product toll-like receptor 9. Gene Ontology annotation, biological process: defense response to virus; positive regulation of interleukin-6 production; toll-like receptor signaling pathway. The transcript is spliced from 2 exons. The record is from RefSeq and is a predicted model, not a curated record. The coding region runs from base 1 to 3243 and encodes 1080 amino acids. Gene Ontology annotation, molecular function: protein binding; pattern recognition receptor activity. NCBI's taxonomy places the organism in Eukaryota, Metazoa, Chordata, Actinopteri, Blenniiformes, Blenniidae. Gene Ontology annotation, cellular component: plasma membrane.
AUGCAAGUUUGGUUCUAUUUUUUUCAGGCUCUGGUCAGAAAAAUCCUGAUUUUUUGUCAACUUCUCCCUUUAAUGAGGACCAUAAAUCUCAAGUUUUUUCCAUGUGAUACUGAUGAGAAUGGCACAUUUGUCGAUUGCAAAGCCAGACCACUAACCAGUAUCCCCUCCAUCAAGGCUGAUUCCGUAGGAUCAAUCGAUUUGAGUCAGACUGAUAUAGAGCGAGUGCAGGAGCAUGCUUUUGAUGGUCUGCCUAACCUACACACCAUUAAAAUUAUGGAAAAUUGCCAACCGGGUAAACUGAGAGCCCUGAACAACCGCCAAUGCAAAAUGGUGAUCAACGAAAAUGCGUUCAAGAGCCUUCAAAAGCUAAAAUAUCUCUAUCUGUCAGGAAACAGCCUCACCUCCAUACCACGGUUGCCUGAAAGCCUCAAGGUGCUUGAUCUGCAGAACAAUUGCAUCUUCAAUAUGAGCCAUCCCUUAGGCACUCCAGAUCUGGAAUCGCUCCUUCUCUCAUAUAACUGUUUUUAUGCGAACCCCUGUAACCAGUCCUUUUACAUCAGUGAGGAGGUUUUCAGAAAGCUGCCAAAACUCAAAGUUCUGUUGUUAGCUUACAAUAAUUUAACGGCUGUCCCAAAUGGACUGCCACCUUCCCUGGAGCGCCUGAAUUUAGGAGAUAAUACAAUCACGGAGAUUGUAGAAAGAGCAUUUUCCAACCUGACUCACCUCAAGCAUUUGAACUUGGAAUGGAACUGCCAACGUUGUGACCAUGCAGCAAGACCUUGCUUCCCGUGCCCAAAAAAUCUCCCCCUAUUGCUUCAUCCAAACUCAUUGUUUGCAGCGAACAGCUCUCUCUCUUACCUGAACCUGAGGGGCAACUCUCUGAGAACAUUCCCACAGGGGCUUUUCACACCUUUAGUCCGUUUAAAGAGAUUGGACAUCUCUGACAACCUCCUGGCAUGUGCAAUUCAGAAUGGGACCUUCUUUGGAGAGCUCAAGGGUCUCUUAUGGAUCAGUCUUAUUUAUAACUAUGAGCCAUUCGUCACGUUUGAGGAACUGAUUCUUUCCCCACAUAUUAGCAAGAUGUCGAGUCUCCAAAAAAUUCUUUUGACCGGUAAUUUCUUUCGCACCCUUUCAAAAGAGAGCCUCAAAGUCCUGUCUGAACUUCGAAAUCUGACCAAAAUUGAAUUGAGAAUGAAUUUUAUUAAUUCUUCAGACUUGAUUUUUGUCAAAGAAUUCCAUUCUCUGAUAUUUAUUGACCUUUCUCAAAACAUGCUUACUUUCCUGCCAAACUGUUCAAAUUCCUCAUCUCAGCUUGUGACACAGGGAAGCUGUCAAACCCAAAACUUGUAUUCAGGAAGUUACCAUGACCAGCCACUUAUUUUCAGAGAACGAGAAGUGUCACUAGAAAGGGACGUCUGGGAAUCCAACCAAUCAGAUGCCCUACAAGAACUGGAGGACAAUAUGUCAGACAUUCCUGCUGAUGUUUGCAAUGGAUCUUCUGUGUGUACACUGUGGGACUUCAGAAAUCAGUUUUGCCAAAAUGAGCUGACGUUGGACCUCUCUCAAAAUGGUAUUCUUUCCCUUAACAAAGACAUGUUUUUAAACAUGGAAAAUGUUGUUUGUUUGGACCUUUCUUUUAAUUACAUGAACCAGGCAAUGAAGGGAGGGCUGUUUAUUAACCUGAAGAAAGUGAUAUUUCUUAACUUGGCAUAUAACAGGCUUGAUUUGUAUUUUAGGGAAGCGUUCAGUGAACUCAGAUCCACUCUGAAGGUUUUGGACAUCAGCAACAACGAAUUUCAUUUCAAAAUGUGGGGUAUGGGCCAUCGUUUUGAGUUCCUUCAGAAUCUGAUCAACUUGGAAGUCCUCAGUCUGGCGAACAAUGGCAUCGGGAUGAGAGUAGAUCAACGAUUAAUCAGCAACUCACUGAAGUACCUCUACUUCAGUGGAAAUCAUCUCGACAUAUUGUGGCAGUCUGAAAACAAGUACACUCAUUUCUUCCAAAACCUGACAAACCUCAUUUACCUGGACAUCUCCAACAAUCACCUGAAGUCUGUCUCUCCUGAAGUGCUGAGUAACCUCCCAAGAAGCCUGGAAGUCCUCAGGAUCAGUGACAAUAUGCUGGAUUAUUUUCCAUGGCACAACAUCUCGGCACUCGGCAGUCUGUGUCAUCUGAACUUGAGUCAAAACUUUCUCUAUUUUUUGCCUCCGAAUGGAACAGAAUUUGGAGCCAAUUUUUCUGUCCUGGACCUCAGUCACAACCACAUCCAUUUAAUUCCUGAGGAUUUCUUCAGUAAGGCAGAUGCCUUGCAAUUUCUGUACCUCAGCCACAACCAGAUCAAGGAGUUGAAUCAUCAUUUUCUCCCUGCCCUUUUUAAAAAUGGCAGCAGUCUUGUGAAUCUCACCCUGCAUGCCAACCCCUUCAAAUGUGACUGUGACACUUCAUGGUUUGCUGACUUCCUUGGUACCACACCGAUAAAAAUCCCUUAUUUGACCACUCAUGUGCAUUGUGAGUUUCCCGAGUCUCAGCAGGGUCAUAGCAUCCUGUCUAUUGACCAGCGUUCCUGCCAGGACAUUUAUGGCAGCUCAGCCUUCCUCAUCUGCUCCUUCUUGACUGUGAUGUUCACUGUUCUUCCUCUGUUGAAGCACCUCUAUGGCUGGGAUAUGUGGUAUUGCAUGCAGGUGCUGUGGGCAGGACACAAAGGCUACUCCCAGCUGGGGGGUUUGAAUUCAAAAUACCUUUAUGAUGCCUUUGUGGUGUUUGACACAAACAACCAGGCUGUGAGGGACUGGGUUUACAAUGAGUUAACCGUUCAUCUGGAGAACUGUGGCCACAGGAGAUUCUGUCUCUGCUUGGAGGAAAGAGACUGGAUCCCCGGACUUUCCCGCAUUGACAAUCUCCACAAUGCCGUCCACAACAGUCUGAAGACUGUGUUUGUGCUGUCAAGAGGCACUAAUGGAAGUGAAGCGGUGCCUGGCGUGAUUCACCAGGCCUUUUUCAUGGUUCAGCAAAGGCUUCUGGAUGAGAAGGUAGAUGCAGCCGUGCUGAUCCUGUUGGAUGAGAUGUUUCCCAAACUGAAGUAUCUCCAGCUGAGGAAGAGGCUGUGCAAAAAGUCUGUGCUGUCCUGGCCAAGAAAUCCAAGGGCUCAGCCACUGUUCUGGAAUGAAAUGAGGAUGGCACUCUCAUCAGAUAACAUCAAAUUUUAUGACAAUAAGAUGAGUGAAGGUUUUAUUUACUCAUUUUAACAGCGGGGGGAUAUUAAUAUGUGUUCUUUAUCCUUUUUUGGCACACUUACCCUUUGACUGAUGACAUCACCACAUUCAGUAAUGCAUUGAAAUGUGUAUUAUGCAAUCUUUUACUCUUUGAUAAGAGCAUCAAUAUUUUUGUUGCUAUUCUCCUUUUAUCAUACAAUUUGUAUUGCCAUUCUUUGUUAUUGCAGAUACAUUUCUUCUGAUAAAAUGUGGACUAUAAUUGAUCCUUUCCAGUUAAUUGCUGUGAUGAUUUUGCUGAUGAUGUUGAACCAUAAAAAUAAACUUUACUUGAUUUCUCUGGAGUAACUUAACAGCAUAAUUGUUAUAGGGAAGUAGGUUCACUACAAAGCAAGGCCUC